Molecule: messenger RNA, 633 nt
Organism: Marasmius oreades (fairy-ring Marasmius)
Lineage: Eukaryota; Fungi; Basidiomycota; Agaricomycetes; Agaricales; Marasmiaceae
Exons: 1
Coding region: 1-633 (210 amino acids)
Source: RefSeq, a predicted model, not a curated record
AUGGAAUCCACCCCGAAACGACAUUCAAGGAGAGAAGACGAUAAUUACGACACUGAAAGCCAGGGAGAGGUGGAUUCCCUAUUACGCCUCCAAUCCAACGCCCCUACGAUUCCCGUACCCACGCGCAGAUCCAAAAGAAGCUUGAUGACACCUCAGAAGAGAACUGAACAAGUCAAUACGGAUGUGGAGAAAUGGAGAGAGACAGCCACCGAAGAGGAUCAUAGAACCCGACCAUUGAAGCGAGCGAGAAUGUCCGACCACACAAUUGUAAUCGCCACACCAAGCAACCAAAGAAAGCGAGAGUUGGAGCCCAGUUUGAAAGACGUUCGAUACGUCCUUCGGGAAAUACGUGGACAUAUCAACUCUCUGCCAGAGUUGCAGAGAACGAUCGAAAAGACCGCUGCUCUGCUCAAGGAAGCCAAGGAGCAGACGGAAGUGAUUCAAGCUGAAGUCGAGGAGGCGGUGUGCCUACGGUGGUUCGUGGAGGAAGACAUUAUGAAGAAGAUGAAGAAGGAUAGAUUUUUAACCGAUGGAACAACAGCCUUGGGAAGCCAGAGCGUACAGGGUGCAGCAUGGAGAAAGUGGCAAACAGCGCAGCAGGAGUUGGCGGAGCAUUCCAGUGCUGUAGAGUGA